CUAGUCCCGCCUCCUCCCGACGGCCCUGUCCAGACAGAGACAGACAGAAUCUCUUAGUGGUUUGGUGUUUGCGGGAGCAGAGGCCGUGGAACCGGGCCUACUGUCGGUAUAAACAUGCCAUUUCCCAAAAUGAAAGGACUUUCCUGGAGUGAAGUGAUGUACCCCGAGGGCACAGGCUGGUAGGUGAGAAAGAGUAGAAACAGAAGUGUCUAGAAGGAGCAGGUCCUGAUUUGGUCCACCAGAAGCAGUUCUUGAUCCCCGGGGGAAGCCUGAGUCAGACUCGGGGAUGUCACCACACCCAGAAGCCAUCACAGACUGUGUGAUGGUGGAUACUGUGGACCAACUUGCAGAAGGUGGUAUGUGGGGUUGAGAGGGAUGGGUGUCUGCCAGGCUACGCAGGAAAGGGCACCUGACUGGAUGGCUGGUGAGGACUGAUGUCCCAGGAAGGUGUAAGCAGGCAGAGCUGACGAAAUCCUAAACAGCACCUUGUUUCCUUUGUUCUGCCCUCACUCUUUCCAGAUGGACACACCAUGUCCAUCACCUCAUGUGGUAUCUAGAGUUAUGCUGAUGCUCCCUUUUUCCUGAACACAGAGUUAACAGGAUGUGAGUAGAAGAAGGGUUUUCUGUGUUGGGCACAUAGGGAAGCCCCAAAAUACUGGGCCUGAAAUGAAUGAUUUUUGUAGAGUCACCCCAGGCUGAACCCAACAAUCAGCACAGGCCUGUUUAUUCUCACAGGUAAGUUCCAGACAUAUCUUAUCAACAGAUGUUUUUUAGAAACCGCAACCAAUUUAGAACAAAGAGUUACACAAUAUAAUUCUUGCAUAAAGUAUCCCAUCUUUAUUUUGAUUUCUGGGGAAACUCUUAACUCAAGGUGUAAAGACAAUAAGAACUUGAUGAACAAUCCAGCCAGAGUUGUGUCUUGACAUCAGUUUUAAUGAAGGUAGGGGGACCUCUCGUGGACCUGAAUUUGUUUAACCAAUUCUGUUUUACUUACAUAUUUCAUUUUCGUUUGUUUGUUUGUUUUAAUUAGUCAGAAGGGGGCAUCAAUUUUGAAUUCUUUGAUAAAAACCAGUUGACCUCACUCGGUGAAAAAGCCCAUGUACUCAUAUCAGAGAUGCACGUGAUCAGGUGGUGCUGCUUCUUCCUGCGCCUUCUCCAGAAUGUCAGAGGGCCGUGCUCCCACAGGGAGGCUUUUGCUCCAGUUGGUGUUAGGAGAUUUGUAGGCAGGUGAAUAUAGGAGUUGUAAGGAAGACCAGGUUUCUCAUGACCCCAUUUCACUUUCCUCCUUCCUAGUGGAACCUUCAUUUUUUUUACCUUCUUCCAGGAGCAGCAGAAAAUGAACAUAGCUCAGGGAUCCCUGUCAUUCGAAGACGUGACUGUGGAGUUCACCCAGGAGGAGUGGCCGUACCUGGGCCCUGCUCAGAGGGCCCUCUACAGAGAUGUGAUGCUGGAGAACUACAGCCACCUGGUCUCCGUGGGGUAUUGCAUUACCAAACCCCAGGUGAUCUUCAAGUUGGAGCAAGAGGAAGAGCCCUGGUCCUUAGGGGAAGAAUUCCUAAACCAGAGGUACCCAGGAUAUUACAAAGUUGACAUCCACAUUACGAGGAACCAGGAAAAACAAGAGAAACUUUUGUGGCAAGUAAUAGUCAGUGACAACAAAACAUUGAGUAAAGAAGAGCAGAAAGUUAUAGCAAAACCAGUUAAUCUGGAUAUAACUCCAGAAUUUCCACAAAAAAUGUCCUCUCAGAGUGGUCUAACAGAAGAGGAAUCCUAUCAGGAUGAUGAAUUUAGGAAAAACUGUGAUAAAGCAACUGUGUUGAACCAAAUGAGAACUGGCACAAGAGAGAAGUGCUUUGAUAUUAAUGAAUGUGGGAGAUCGUGUCACAAAACCACCAUUGUGGAAUUCAAUAAAGUUAGCAGCGUUACAACAAACUAUGAAUGUAAUGAAAGUGAAAAUAACUUCAACAGCAAUUCACCCUGCACUCCACCUCAGCUAGCAAUUACAAAACAGCAAGCUUUUGAAAGGAGUAAAUGUGAAGAAAACUUGAGCCAAAACUUAUCCCAUCUAGUACAUCAGAAGAUACAAAGUGGAGAUAAGUUCUGUGUUUUUCAUAGAGGUGCAAAUGACUUCUCCCAGGAAUUACACCAUACAAUGCAUCAGAUAACUCAGACAAAAGAGAAAGUCUACAAGAGUGGUAAAUAUGGGGAAUGCUUGUAUCAAAACUCACUUCUCUGUGUACAUCAGGAAAGUGACCCAGGAGAGAAGUCAUUAGAAAGUAAUGAAUGCAGGAAAUCCUUUUACGAGAAAGCAUACCUCAUUCAGCAUCAGAGGACCUGCUCAGGAGAGAAAACGUGUGAAUAUGAGGAAAGCAGGAAAUCCUUUUGUUCAAAUUUACACACUAUUCACUAUCCUGAUACUCAUAUGGGGGUCAAUCUCUGUGAAUGUAAUGAAUGUAGGAAAACUUUCUAUCAGACAUCAAAUGCCAGUGAACAUCUGACAAUUCACAGAAGGAAGAAAAUUUAUGAUAACAAUGAAUCUGGGAAAUCAUACAAGAAACCUGCCCUCUUAGUACACCAGACAACAGACACAGAAAUGAAACCCUAUCAAAGUAAUAAAUAUGGGAAAUCAUUCUUCAAGAUGGCACAGCUCAAAGAACAUCAGAGAAUUCACACAGGAAAUAAACCCUAUGACUGUAAUGAAUGUGGGAAACCUUUUCCUCACAAUUCAACUCUCAGAGUACACCAGAGAUUUCACACAGGUGUAAAAUCCAAUGUGUGUAAUGAGUAUGGGAAAACUUUCUCCAAAAAGUCAAACUUUACUGCACAGCAGAGAAUUCACACAGGGCAGAAACCUUAUAUGUGUAAUGACUGUGGGAGAUCUUGCUCCUGUAAUUCAACCCUUAGAAUUCCUACAGGGGAGAAAUCAUAUGAAUGUCAUGACUGUAAGAAGACUUUUGCGUAUAAUUCAGCCUUCAGAGCACAUCAGAAAACUCACACUGGGGAGAAACUCUAUCAAUGUAAUGAAUGUGGGAAAACUUUUUCCCAAAAGUCACACCUCAGUGCACAUCACAGAAUUCAUACAGGUGAAAAACCCUAUGAAUGUAGUGAAUGUGGGAAAACCUUUUCUCAGAAAUCAAACCUCAGUGGACAUGAGAGAAUUCACAAAGGGGAAAAACCUUAUGAAUGUAAGGAAUGUGGGAAAACCUUUGUCUUUAAAGCAGCCCUCAUAGUCCAUCAAAGAAUUCACACAGGAGAGAAACCCUAUGAAUGUAGUGAAUGUGGGAAAACUUUCUCCCGGAAGUCAUAUGUCAGUGCACAUCAGAGAAUUCACACAGGGGAGAAACCCUAUGAAUGUAGUGACUGUGGGAGAACUUUUGCCUCCAAUUCAGCCUUCAGGGUACACCAGAGAAGUCACACAGGGGAGAAACCCUAUGAAUGUAGUGACUGUGGGAAAACGUUUUACAUGAUAUCACACCUUAGAGCACAUACAAGGACUCACACAGGAGAGAGACCCUAUGAAUGUAGUAUAUGUGGGAAACCUUUUGCCCUUAAAUCAAAACUCAGAAUACAUCAGAGAAUUCACACAGGAGAGAAACCCUAUGAAUGUACUGAAUGUGGGAAAGCUUUCUCCCGGAAGUCAAAUGCCACUGCACAUCAGAGAAUUCACACAGGAGAGAAACCCUAUGGAUGUAAUGAAUGUGGGAAAACUUUUGUCCGUAAGACAGCACUUAGAGUACACCACAACAGAAUGCACAGCGGAGAGAAACCCUAUGAAUGUAAUGAAUGUGGGAAAACCAUUGUCUACAAAGCAGCCCUCAUAGUCCAUCAAAGAAUUCACACAAGAGAGAAACCCUAUAAAGGUAAUGACUGUGGGAAAACUUUUGCAGACAGUUCAUCCCUCCGGGCACAUCAGAUAAUUCACACGGGAGAAACCCUGUGCAUAUAAUGAAUGCAGGAAAUUUUUUGUCCCUAAGGCAGCCCUUAGAGCACAUCACAACAGAAUGCACAGAAGACAAAAUCUUUGCGUGUAAUGAAUCUGGAAUGUCCUUUAAGAACUCAUACAACACAGUGGAGAAUCUCAUGACACAUAGACUGGCAAAUUGUUUCCUUUAAGUAUUUGUUUUUGUGCUAGGCACAUAGCUUGUCUGAAUUUCCCAGUACAGUAGUGAAAUACGAUACUAUUACAUUUAAGCUAAGUGUGGCCUUAAAAAGUCUCCUUAUAUUGUUCAUGUCUGUGUUAUACUGGAAUGGAGAAAUUUCCAUGGAAGACGUGUGUGCUGUGUUUUGAACAUAGAAUAUAAGGUUAAAGAAGCUAGAGUCUGAAUAAUUGGUUGAAUCAGAAUUCCCUCCUAAUUUUUUAAUUCCCCUCUGGCUUUUUUUAAGCCAGAAUUAAAUUUGUACUCUGUUGAGCUUUUACAGAUUUCGGUCUCUUGGUUAAAUGUAUAUAGUUUAGGAAACUCACUGUUAGAAUGGGAUGAAAUGCUGUAAAUACAAUAAAUGUAAGAAGACCUAUCAGAGUUCAACCUAUCAUUCUACAUCAGAGAUUUCACAUGAGGAAGAAAACUUCUGUCAAUGUCCUGAAUAAUCAGAAGACUUCAUUAAAAAUCAUAGAAAUCUUAGGGAACAACACAAAUGUCUUUACCACCAACUGAACUUCAUUAAACAUGAAAUAAUUAAGAUUAGACUAAAAUCUUGUAUUUUGAUAACUAAUUUUUGAACACAUACUGAGUUUGCAUCAGAUAAUUUUUUCUGAGGAAAUGUAUCACUUUCAAAAUUGAAGAUAAAUUCUUGGCAGAAAAACAGACACACAGACAAAUGGAAUAGAAUUGAAAACCCAGAGAUAAACCCACAUAAAUAUGGACAGAUAAGUUUCGAAGCCAAAAACAAUGGAGAAAAGACAGCCUCUU
Molecule: messenger RNA, 4907 nt
Organism: Rhinolophus ferrumequinum (greater horseshoe bat)
Lineage: Eukaryota; Metazoa; Chordata; Mammalia; Chiroptera; Rhinolophidae
Product: zinc finger protein 658-like
Biological process (GO): regulation of DNA-templated transcription
Source: RefSeq, a predicted model, not a curated record